AUGCAGAAAAGACAAAACGAUGAAGAGAAAGAAAGAAAAAAACCACAGAAAAUAGAGAUGUAUAGGAAAGAUAGAACUCUAAAAGAGGAAAAAGUCAACUUAAAACAUGUGAAAGAUCUUUUGAAAACAACUUGGUCAGCCUAUAUUGCAGAAGUGAAAAAGAAAGAUUUUUCAUCCUAUGAAGACAUUAUACACGUAAAGCGGGACAUCAUCAGUAGAACAGCUAGAUUAACAAGUCAGCUAAGUCAAAUCACGAACGCCUUGUUACACAAAGAAAACGGAAAUGAGGAUUCUAAAAUCAAGGCCUACAGAGUAGAACUUGCCGAUGGAUUAACUGAAUAUACGAGGGACGAUAGAAAAGCAGCUCAAAGGAUGUCUGUCACUAGAGAAAACAGACAAAGUUCUGAAGAACCACAACCGGAUUAUUUUGACCAGGACACCGAGAAUACGUCCAAGAACUUGAGUGAAGAAUAUGCAAAGGCCCAAUGUAGUUUAAAAGAAUUAGACAUUAAAAAUAAAAAGUUAACAGAAGAGCUACACAAAUUGAAAGAGGAAUUGAAAGAGAAAGAGAAGAAAAUUGAAGGUACAAAGAAAGACGCGGAAGAUAAAGAUAUACAAAAAGAUUCCAAUGAGAAAGAAACUGAAAAGAAUUAUCGAGGUAAUCAUUCCAAUAAAUACAAAGACAACUCACAAAAUGGACCCAAUCAAGAGGAACACGCAGAUGAGAGACACAGAUUGCAACAUAAGCAGGGGCCAGACAAUAAAGAAACUCAACAACAGAAAUUAAAAGGAGAAUAUCAAUAUGAGAUAAACAGAUUAAAGGAAGAUUUGGAUAAAACCACAAAGGAUAAUGAUUGGAAAAUUCGAGAGUUAGAGGCUAAAUUACAAAAUGAAGAACAAGGAAAAAGUACCCUUCAAGCUCAGGUGAAAAAAAUAACGUUCGAGAAAAAUGAGGCACUCACAAGACUCAGUGAAAUAGCGGGAAGGCGGCUUCUGGAAAACAAUCCAUCCAUUGCAGACCUCAGCACAGAGAUUCGACCAACCAAAAUCGGCGAAAACUUCAAGCAACUCUAUGAUAACGAAUGGACUGAAGCAUUUGAAGAGCUAACAGAACAAGGAAAAACAGAAGAGGAGUGCAUCGAAACCCUUCUACAUAUAGUACAGGAUACAUUUACUUUUGCAAUGGAAGAGGCAAAAAGUUUUGAAUCCAGAUUGAUAUCGAUCGUCAUAUCUUUUCCUGGGAACGCAAAUAGCUCCAAUACAAACACUACCAAAGACGAGGAGGAAUUAAUCAAGCAACUCAAAAGAGUUUCCGCUGCCAGAACUUGUACUGCUGUACAAGAUGUGUAUGUUAGGGAAAUUAAAAUAAAGGAAAACAUAGGCGAAAGAUUAAAGCUGUAUGCUAGGAAAUGCAUGGAACUGUGUUGGUAUAUGGCAGUUCAAUCUCCGCCUAUGGUUAUUGUAAGUGCUGUGCAAUGUAAAGGACCUUUUGAUGAGAAAUAUUACUCACGGUACACAGCCACCGGAGAUUUGAUUGAUUAUGUGGUUUGGCCGUGUACGCUUCUGCAUGAAAAUGGUCCUGUUUUGGCAAAAGGGGUCGCUCAAGCAACUAAAGACAACAGAGAAGCCUUUAAAAGAAAACAGGCACCUGCGGCACCUAAACAAAAUAGUGAUGAACGAUGGUCCUCUACAAAACAAGGUGCUGUUGGUCAAGAAGGAAUAAGUAAUCCAAAUACAAGAUAUCAAAAGAAGGACGAGAAAAAUAAAAACGAGCAAAAUGUUCAUAAUAAAACUGAAGGUGGCCGAUUUGGACAAAGUGAUGGUUCAACUAAAACUCAGACGAGAAGUAAAAGCGUCUACGUGAAACCAGGAACUAAGGAUGAAUCAUCCGUUGGCGGACUAGCACGAAGUCAUUCCGUAAAAACCGAAACCUUCCCAGAUAACAAAGGGAAACAUGUGACCACAAUUAAAUUAUAAAACGGGAGAUGGUGUAUAAUACUUUAAAGCAAC
Saccostrea cuccullata (small rock oyster) is the source of this 2010-nucleotide messenger RNA. RefSeq lists its product as uncharacterized. NCBI's taxonomy places the organism in Eukaryota, Metazoa, Mollusca, Bivalvia, Ostreida, Ostreidae. The record is from RefSeq and is a predicted model, not a curated record. The transcript has 8 exons. The coding region runs from base 1 to 1977 and encodes 658 amino acids.